UCCCUCAUUGUUUUUCCUGUCCUCCUCUCUAAUAUUAUUGUGCUCAUGAUGCCAGUUGCAUUUGGAGCUCACACAUACAAUGUAGUGACCCUUGGAGCCAAGCCAGGCGGAAAGACCGACUCUACAAAGGCCUUCCUCACCGCAUGGGCCUCAGCUUGCAGCUCAACCGGUCAAGCCACUAUCUAUGUUCCUAAAGGGACUUACUUGAUCGGUUCGACCAUUACAUUCAAUGGACAGACUUGUAGGUCAAGUUCCAUCACAAUCCACAUUGAUGGGACCUUAGUUGCACCAUCCAAUUAUCGCAAGCUUGGUAGCAGCGCAAAUUGGAUCAUAUUCCAGAGAACCAACCGUCUUUCAAUCUAUGGAGGCACUCUUGACGCCAAAGGCUCGGGCUUGUGGGCUUGCAAGGCCUCCGGCAGCCACUGUCCUUCAGGCGCUACGUCAUUGGAAUUCAGCAAUUCAAAGAAUGUCUUAGUAAGUGGUUUGACCUCCUUAAAUAGUCAAAUGUUUCAUAUUGUCAUCAACGGUUGCAAUAAUGUGAAACUACAAGCACUUAAAAUCUCCGCCUCAAGCAACAGCCCCAACACCGAUGGAAUCCACAUCUCUUCGUCUUCUGGCAUUACAGUGGUAAACUCGAAAAUCGGUACAGGAGACGACUGUAUCUCCAUUGGCCCCGGCUCCACUAAUUUGUGGAUUGAGAACAUUGGUUGUGGCCCGGGCCAUGGUAUCAGUAUUGGGAGCUUGGGGAAGGAUGUGAAAGAAGCCGGGGUCCAAAAUGUGACGGUUAGGACAGCGACAUUUACAGGGACACAAAAUGGGAUAAGGAUUAAGACGUGGGCGAAACUUAGCAAUGGGUUUGUAACAAACGUUCACUUCCAACACGUCACGAUGGUAGGUGUUCAAAAUCCCGUCAUCAUUGACCAACAUUACUGCGACGGAAACAACAACUGCCCUAAUUUGGGUUCUGGAAUAAAGAUUAGUGAUGUUACAUACGAAGAUAUUCACGGAACAUCUGCAACUGUUGUGGCAUUAAAUUUCAAUUGUAACAAAGUGAAGCCGUGUAGUGGAAUAAUGUUGAAAGGCGUAAAUCUUAUCUAUGCAAAUAGCAAGACGGUUGUACGAUCAUCGUGCUCUAACAUCCGAGGCAGUGCGUCACGAGUGGUCUCUCCUAGGAGUUGCCUAUAGUAUUAGUAUUGUAAUUAUUGAUAUAUAUGUUAGCAUAAUAAUUAAGCUUAAGAAUAAUGUAUUAGAAAUUUGAAGA
Molecule: messenger RNA, 1261 nt
Organism: Impatiens glandulifera
Lineage: Eukaryota; Viridiplantae; Streptophyta; Magnoliopsida; Ericales; Balsaminaceae
Product: polygalacturonase-like
Exons: 5
Biological process (GO): carbohydrate metabolic process
Molecular function (GO): polygalacturonase activity
Source: RefSeq, a predicted model, not a curated record